Molecule: messenger RNA, 2509 nt
Organism: Neolamprologus brichardi
Lineage: Eukaryota; Metazoa; Chordata; Actinopteri; Cichliformes; Cichlidae
Source: RefSeq, a predicted model, not a curated record
CAGCAGCUCGAGCCAUCGGUUUACUUUCCCCUCGAAGUCAGCGACAGCCACAGUCAGUAGCACAAGGUGUUGGAUGUGUAUAGUUGAUUUUUUUGGACGCUUUCUUUUUUACCUAGGUACUCUUGCGUACAAAGUGUAACUGCAGAUUCUUAACUGGAUUUGUCUCAACACGUUUAGCGUUUUGAGAACCUUUAACCAAAACGACAUCCGUUCCAACUCUUACUCUGUCAAGAUGUCUGGAGACCAAAGUAACACAGGAGAAGACUAUUGUAUUCCUGAAGACAACAGCUUGGUCUUCACUCUGGUUCCACCCUACAUCCUGGUCAUCAGCGUGCUUGGAAUCAUCUUUAAUGUGUUUGUGCUGAUGGUUUUCUGCCUCCACAAGAAGGCCUGCACUGUGGCUGAGAUAUACCUCAGCAACUUGGCUGGAGCUGACCUUGCUCUGGUGUGCUGUUUGCCCUUCUGGGCUGAAUAUACAAGAAAGGGAUUUGACUGGCCUUUCAGUGAAAGCCUGUGCAAAGUGACAUCAGCUGUUAUCUACAUGAAUGCGUUCUGCAGUAUUUACUUCCUUGUUAUGGUUAGCAUAGAUCGUUAUGUGGCACUGGUGCACCCGCUUUCCCAUGAGAGGAUACGCAGGCUGCUUUAUGCCAAACUGGGAUGUCUGUUUGUGUGGGGUCUUGGCUUGGUCUUUGCUCUCCCCAUAUUCAUCUACAGGAAGUUAGUAUUCAACCCUCAAUUAAAUCUUACUCACUGUUCACUUAACUUAACUUUUCCAGAGCAAUAUCUGGCUUAUGAGGUGACAACCAUAACAUUCAGCUUCAUCGUCCCUGUUAUCAUUAUUUUGUUCUGCACUGUCAAAAUUAUUCAAGCUCUGAGAAAGAGGCUAAUGGAGGCUUUAAACAUUCAGAAAAUGGAUCAGAAGGCCACCACUCUCAUCCUGGCAGUUCUCCUGGCAUUCCUGAUCUGCUGGGUGCCAUUCCACGUGACAAAGAUACUAGAUGUGCUCCAAAACACUGGCAUUCUGAAAUGCCACAUCACACUGAUCGUCAUCCAACAGAUCUCUACGUACUUUGCCUUCUUCAACAGUGUCCUUAACCCCAUUCUCUACGUCUUAGUAGGGAAAACUUUCCAGAAACGAGCAAAGGAACUCUUCAUGUUGUGGAACAAGAAUCAAACAGCAUCUUUCAGCCGAGUGUCCACACGCCUGACAAGUUUUAAAUUGUGAUCAUAGCUCAAAGUGAUGUGCAGGACUGCAAUCUUUUGAAUGUGUGCUGUGAUGGUUUACCCAGUUAAAUGGACAAUUAUUUACUCAGGCAAGGAGAAAAAUGUUGUUUUUGUAAUCUGAAUGUUUGUUGGUUUUUUUUAACAUUGUGCAUGCAUUACUUUUUCUUCAGAAAGGGAUAUUUAGCCAUAACAUGUUUAUUUCCUAGAGGUGGUAGUGAAAGACUGUCAGUCUGUCUCUGCUUGGUGUAGUGAAGUCUGAGCGUUCUUUGACCGUUUCUCCAGUUGGAACAUAACUCCUGGCUUUGGCUAAGAGAAAGUAGCAUGCAGAAGACAGCUGGCAUGGAAGAAAGGCUAAAGAUAACUAGCAAGUCGUCUGAAAUGUGAUUCAUGCAACACUCAUGAAGUUAAAGAAUGAAAAUACACUGUUAGAAAAAAAGUCACAAUAGGACCUUUUUAUUGUCUUGGGCUUUGUUCCAUGUUUCAUCAGACUCCGACAGAGGAGUGAAUAACAGGAGACAUUACCUCAUACCUCAAACAAGUUUUGUUUUACCAACCGUCCAUGAACCCAUAUCUGUUUAGAUGUCACAUUUUGAAAAAUAUAAUUAUAUAACUAUAAUUGCAAAUAAUUACAUUUAAGGCCAUAUUUGAGCUUUCGUUUGUGCUAAAUUUCAAUGAAGUUAAAAUUCAAUGGCAAGUAAGGGUGUGGUUGUUCUUCAAAACCAGUGAUCCAGUAAAGCUUUCUCUUGACAUCCUGUUGACAUUCGUAGCAUGACAGGAUAUGAAGCUCAAAUUUCAAAUGUGCCAUUCUACUGCUUAUCCUCUAAUUGAUAUCUAUUAGACACAAUUUCAGAUUGAAUGCCAUAAUAACCCUGCUACAUAAUUGAAUAGCAUUCCCACCUUUAUUUUAUAUUGCACAUGUGAUAAACACAAGCUGAGAUAAUGAAACAAAUAUGCAAAAGAGACGGCAGCAGUUUAACAGUGUUUAUACUAUUAACAUAAUAUUUGCAUGGUUAGAUUUUCCACUUCACUUGUGUGCAUGGUUAUGUAGUUGGAGUGCUCUGUGCUGUGGCAUGAUCCAGAUUUACUGCUACCAACUUGGAAUGUUUCAGUGAUGAACUUAAAAAAAUUCAAAGAGGGAUUUUUUUUUUUGCAUUAUAUUAAAGUAUUGUGCUUCUAUUCCCGUUACAUCAAAAAGAAACUCUGCGUGUAUAUAUGCAAGGGUUUUGACCUCCUAAGACCUGAACUCUUUAAUGGCAUGCAUUUUUAAUUUUUUUUCAGGCUGAUU